CAUUCGCUCAAUUCAUUGACGUUGUGUUGAUGACGUAUGACACGUUGUUUUGUUGUGUGGAGGGACCCUUAAGGUCCAAAUUAUAUUUUUGAUAAAAUGGGGCAAAAAUUUCAAUACGAUGAAAGUGGCGGAACCUUCUUUUAUUUUUUACUUUCGUUUUUAGCCCUAAUUUUAAUACCUGUAACUAUUUUCUAUUGGCCUAGAAAGAAGAAACCUGAUCCCGAUCAGGAAAAAAAGGAAUGUAAAUGUCCCGGGUGUCUGCUGAAACGCGAAUAUCUGCAAAAGGCAGAACCCUGGAGGGAGACAAAGAAUUUAUUAAUAAAAUUUGUUAUAAUUUUGGGUUGGUUAGCAUUAAUAUUUCUAGUUUAUAAAGUUUCACAAUUUGAUUAUGAAAUGGCCAAUUUUGAUCCAUAUGAAAUAUUAAGAAUAUCGCCUGGCUCUAGUCAAGCUGAGAUAAAAAAGGCUUAUCGAGAGUUGGCCAAAAUUUUACAUCCUGACAAGGAUACUGGAGAUGAAAAAGAAUUUAUGAAGUUGUCCAAGGCUCAUCAGGCAUUAACGGAUGAAGAAUCAAGAAGGAACUGGGAAAAAUAUGGCAAUCCUGAUGGGCCAGGGGCAAUGAGCUUUGGAAUAGCACUUCCUUCUUGGAUAGUGGAGAAAGAAAAUAGUGUAUGGGUGCUUGGAUUAUAUGCUUUGGUAUUUAUGGUUGCUCUUCCUAUUGUUGUGGGAACUUGGUGGUACAGGAGUAUUAAAUUUACUGGUGAUCAAGUUCUGUUAGAUACAACACAAAUGUAUUAUUACUUUUUUCAUAAAACUCCACAUAUGGCUUUAAAAAGAGUCAUUAUGAUUUUAGCAGCCAGUUUGGAAUUUGAUAAAAAGCAUAAUUAUGAAAUAAUUGAACGCCAAUCUGAUAAUGAGGAAGUCCCUCAAUUAAUCAAGAAACUACCAAAUCUAAAUGAAAAAAAUAAGGAAAGACCAUUAUGCUACCUCUAUAGUAUUAAGGCUCGUGCUAUUAUACAUGCACAUCUAGGUAGAGUACCUUUAAAUCCGAAUACCUUGGAACAGGACAGAAGAUAUUUAAUAGCGAAAUGUCCAUACCUAAUACAGGAACAAGUAAACUGUGUAAAUCAGUUAAUUCUCCUUGCCUAUGCCCAGAAAAUUGAACAUCUACUUAAAAUAGGUACCCUUGAAAACUGUAUGAAACUGUGUCCAAUGAUAGUUCAGGCAUUGUGGGACUACAAAUCUCCCUUAUUGCAGUUGCCUUAUAUCAAUGAUGAUAAUUUGAAAUAUUUUUUAUCUAAAAAGCGGCAGAUUAAGUCCCUACAGCAGUUUGCCCAGUUAAAAAGUGAUGAACGAAGGCAUCUGCUUAGGAGUUUUAGUGAUGAUGAGUAUGAAAAUGUCAUGAAAGUGUUGGGUAGGAUGCCCUUUAUUGAUUUUCAGAUCACUGUUGAAGUUAUGGACGAUGAUAAUCCAACUGAAGUAACUGCUGGUGCUAUUGUAACUGUAACAGUACAUUUGACAAGAAAUGAUAUGUCCACUUUAUUCGGCGAUGAAACUGUCAUAGAAAAUACUGAAAUAACUGAAAAUGGAGUAGAAGAAGUUAAAGAAGGCGGGGAUGCUGAAAGUGAUGCUAUCGCUGUUAGGAGACCUGCCUGGUUAAAACAGAAACGAGGUGGUGGAAAAAAAACAAAGAAAAGCACAAAACCGAGCAGGUCAGCGGGUAAUGUAAAGUCAAAAGCAGAAGAUUCUCCAAGUACUGAAAAAAAAACAAAGGAAGUUAAAAUUAAACAUGAGGAAGAAUCAGAUGACUCUGGGGAGGAAAGUGAUGCUGAUACGAAUGAGAAAGAUGAUAAAUCUUCAGGUGAUGAAAGUGUGCAAAAAUCUAAUAAUGAAGAUGGUGAUCAGGAGUGGGAGAAAUUUCGUAAAUUGCAUGAGCAAGAAAAAUCUCUCGAGGGCAAAUCAAAAUCUUCUCACCCAGUUCACUGUCCAUAUUUUCCUCAAGACAAACAAGAAUACUGGUGGACCUAUAUAUGCGAUAGAAAAUCAAAAACACUUCUCACCGCUCCUUAUCAUGUAACAAGUUUAGUAGAGAAAGAAACAAUCCAUCUGAAGUUUACCGCGCCCCUUUGGCCAUGCGUGUGCACAUUUACAGUGUGUCUUAGGUCAGACUCCUAUAUUGGUUUUGACCAACAAAAAGAUUUUACGCUAGACGUGAAGCAAGCCCCAGCAGCAAUCACGGCUCAUCCGCAGUGGGAGUUUGAAGAUUCAGAAGAGGAAAAUCCACUUGAAAAGGCUGAUCCGGAAUCGGAGUAUACGACGGACGAAGAUUUACCUGACGAUGAAUAAAUAAUUUCUUGAAAUAAUUUGCAUUUUGUUAGAUUUAUUAAAGGAUUUCUUAAUAUUUGAACGGGGAUUGAGUUAUUUACAAUUAUUGUAUGAUAUUUAUUUAUAUUUGUAUAAAAUUUUGUAACUAGCCAAAGCUGUGUAAUAAAGUAUCUUAUUAUAAAAGAAAAUAAAUUGAAAAUAUU
Cylas formicarius (sweet potato weevil) is the source of this 2525-nucleotide messenger RNA. RefSeq names its product translocation protein SEC63 homolog (gene Sec63). The transcript is spliced from 10 exons. The record is from RefSeq and is a predicted model, not a curated record. NCBI's taxonomy places the organism in Eukaryota, Metazoa, Arthropoda, Insecta, Coleoptera, Brentidae. Gene Ontology annotation, cellular component: Sec62/Sec63 complex. Bases 97 to 2343 code for a protein of 748 amino acids. Gene Ontology annotation, biological process: post-translational protein targeting to endoplasmic reticulum membrane; SRP-dependent cotranslational protein targeting to membrane. Gene Ontology annotation, molecular function: transmembrane protein transporter activity; RNA binding.